Messenger RNA from Aspergillus oryzae RIB40, 810 nucleotides. RefSeq names its product PAN domain-containing protein. Lineage: Eukaryota; Fungi; Ascomycota; Eurotiomycetes; Eurotiales; Aspergillaceae. Bases 1 to 810 code for a protein of 269 amino acids. The record is from RefSeq and is a predicted model, not a curated record. The transcript has 2 exons.
AUGAUCAAAUCAACAAUCUCUACUCUGUUAGCCACUGCUGCCUUGGUGUCAAGCACAUGUCUCACUCCGGAUCCAUCCUCAUGUUCCUGCGACAUGCCAACGGCAGCGAAGAAUAGUAGAACUGAAUGCUGCCCCAAUCCACACGCCUCGGGUAUCGAGAAAGUCGGCAACAUCGACUUUGAAUACGCAUGCGGCAAAUACCCUCGCCUUUACGACAUUGCUGCCGGACUACCCGCUGCAACAGCCGACCUGUGCGCCACCCUCUGUGCAGCGAAUCCAUCCUGUGCGGCUGCCGGAUGGAACCCUUCGAGUCGUCUCUGCCACCUAUCCACAGAUACCAGCGGCGACACAACCUACAGAGUGAACUCCCUGUUACUCACGAAGACCAAUUUCAUCUCCCCUGCCCAUCAAUGUGAAGAGGAAGUCCAAGAAGCUGUAACCAAGGCUCAGGAAACAUGCACCAGAGAAAAGGAUGCCCUGAAGGGUGAGCUAGCACAGUGCAAGGCUGCGUCAGAUCCAGCGUGUUGGGGCAACGGGGGUGCAAACCUCUGCACUGAUAGCUGCACGCAACAAGAUUUGCUUGUCAACGGUAAAAAGUUCCAAAAGAAAUGCGACUUUCAAAUUGAUUCUUUUGUGGGUCAAGAGCUAUUCCAGCCAAUCCGGGACUGUAUUCAGCAAUGUAGUCAGCAGAGUGAUUGUGUCGGUGUACAGGGUAACCCUGCCGGAACGUCAUGCUGGGUGUACAACGACCAAUGGUCUAUCCAAGCUCCAAGGCGGGAGCCGGGGUGGACUCUGCUUCUAGUGGCUUAA